CUACUUCUUUAUGCUGCUUGAUGUCUAUUCUCACGGUGUGGUUGUACUCUUUCAUCGUGUUCUGUUUCCGACUCUAAUCUCCUGCUGCAGUUUCGUGUUUAUUCUUGUUUCGUAACGACAGAAUUCAACUUUUAUUCGUUGUUUCGAAAUUUACUACCCAAAAAUGGUCGCUGACGCCUCUUCCAACAGUCCCGCGAGCAGCCCCGUGCUCGCCGGCGUUAAACUACGGGAGGACGGAACAAGCGGAGUUGCAUUUGAUCAUACCACGGCGGAAGAAAACCCCGUGGAGCUUUUCGGAAAGCCGCAGUUGCACAUGCCGACGAUUUCGGUCACCGGCACCGCCACGGCGGGACCAAUCAUGAAGCUCCCGACUUUUUUCCCGACUAGUGCUAGUAACGCCGCGGGAGCGGUGGACCUCAAAAUAGGGCAGCAAACACACACAGCUAGGGGAGAGGUCCUCGGCUCCUUCGAGCCACACGCCCGACAGUCGAACUACACUUCGACGUCUAGCAGGAUCCGCAGCACCAGCGCGACAGCGACUAACGUGAUGAAUACCUGUGCAAGUAAACCAAACGGAGGAUUCGUGCUGCGCAGCAGCCGUCUGGCGGCCGCAACCACCGCGUCCAGCCGAAACAAGGCAAAGAAGAUGCAGAUGAGUGUCGCACUGGAACAACAGCAAAAAGCUUCUAACUCAUCAGAGGAACAUCGAGACGAAGAGGAUGAGCUGCUGUUUCAACACCAACAACAAGAACCUCCCCAGCUUACUACCGGGCAGCAUCACCAGCGGCCACCCGUGAGUUCUUUGAGUGGACAGCAUCAGCAGCACUACAACGGUCUUUUGAAUGCCAGGACGGACUCCAACGCUACCUCUGGCGCAAGUUCGGUACUGACGUCGGUGUCUUCGGCCGCUCCAAGACAACAGCACUCCUCGUCUGGACAUCCGCAACCCGCACAGGUGGCUGGUGGUCCACCUCGUGGGUCAUCGUCCUCACACAAUUACAAUGGCUAUAACAAGCGUUCCGCAAUGGGCCAUGCGCCGAAUCUCUUUCCGUCGUCGUCUUCCAGUGUAGCAUCCUCGUCGACUUCCGGUGCUGGAAGUAAAAAUCCAUACAACCACUUCUUGCACCAUAACUCCGCUUCGGGGUUGGGCGCAGCCGGGAGGCUUGCCGGUAAUAAUCCCAUGCAGCUGGGAAUGACCACGAAAGUGGUAAAGCAGACGAGGAACGCAAGCGUUUUGAAAGCGGACAAACGGGCAUCAGAGAUCAUUCAACGGCUGUUGAAGCGAAGUAUUGGUUUGUGCGUCUUGAUAACUUCUGUCGCAAGACCUCCCUGGAAGUUGCACAUACAGCGCACCAUGCAUUCACAGCUGUAGUGGGGGUCAUGGUCCUUUUUUUUUUGAGAGGACAGGAAUUUGAAAAAUCAGAAACCAUACAUAGAGUAUUCUAGGUGGACCGCAUAAUGAGAAAGUAAGUAUAAGUGCCUGUGCCUGCCCUGCCUUUUACCAUUAUUUGAUUUAGUACGGUUUCUGAAAAACAGAUACCGCCGCAUCAACCGACGACCCCGGCGAGGACCGAGAGCAAUUCUACCAGGGGAGCCACACCGCCGCCGCGCAACGACAGUUCUCGUCUUCCUCCUCCUCCAGCACCGGGACGCCGAGGAACGUGAACCCGACAGACCAGCGGUUGUCGCCCGUCGAGCGCUUGCACUCGAUGCACAGUGACAUGGUCUCCCUCAUUCACGCGAUCGAAACGCUGCAGCAGGAGAACACGCGCCUCCGCUGGAAACAGCUGUCCCAGGUGGACGUACUCUUCCGCAGUUGGUGCGAUUCCGACAACCGCGGGCUUUUGUCGCAGUGUCUGAGUGUGUGGAAAAAGCUGUUGGAAUACAAAAAACACAGGUGCUUUUGUGCGUCCCCACUGUUGCUUCUGUCCAAAGCAUGAGGAUGAGCUCCCUCGUGCUCGACCGGGUGGGCAGUAAAUCUGGAUCUUGCAUAUUCAGGGCGAGCUUUUUUCCAGGUGAAAAAAGCUCCAAUGUUUCCGCUCCGUCGAGAUCGAAUCAAGAGUAAGUUGAGACCGAGUGGACACGGACGGAGUUGAGACCGAGACACGGACGGAGUUGAGACCGAAAAAGCGCAAAUUGCACUUUUGCGCUUUUUUUCAGCUGGAAAAAAGCUCACUUUCGUUUUUUUUCGGCUGAAAAAAAGCACAUUUGGGCUGCGCUCCUCUUUGCAGCUGAAAAAAAGCACUUUCGCGGUUUUUUCCAGCUGAAAAACUGCACCUUGUAACUUUUCAGGUGAAAAAAGGUACAAGGGCGCAACUUUUCAACUGAAAAAAAGCGCAAGGGCGCAAUUUAUCAGCUGAAAAAAAGCGCAAGGGCGCAAUUUUUCAGCUGAAAAAAAGCGCCACGUGAGUUCUCACCUCUUCGUUUUUUCAGUGACAAAAAAGUGAAAAUCUCAACUCGAUCUCAACUCGGUCUCAACUCUGUCUCAGCUCGGUCUCGACUCGAUCUCAACUCGAUUUCAACUCGAUCGCAAUUUGGUCUCAACUCGGUCUCAACUCGAUCCCAACUCGAUGCCAGCUCGAUCUCAACUAGAUCCCAACUCGGUUCCGGCUUGCUCUCCGCUCGAUCUUGGUUCAGUCUCGAUGUGUUGCUCAUCAUCUUCGCAUGUAUCGAGUCUCUUCGAGGCUGGAAAUUAAGCCAUCAAUUCGCGCUCGAACAAACCGUCUUGGCGGUUUUUUUCAGCUGAAAAAGUGCGCCUUUUCCCUUUGCGCGUUUUUCAGCUGCAAAAAGCACAACUGGAGUGCUCGUUCUAGCAGGACCAGGAGCAACUCUGAGCAUUUUACACGAACGCCCGCGGCACAUUUAGCCACAACGUCGGCACGGUUUGAACUCGAUCUCAACUGGGUGUCUGGGCAAUUUCCCAAAAGAGUCUUUGUCGAUGUGGUUCAGUGCCAAGCAGUGUCUGAGCGUGUGGAAAAAGCUGUUGGAAUACAAAAAACACAGGUGUAGUACCUCUUUUGCAAACUCUUUAUCAUCGUCGUCAUCUAGUUCGUCGUCGACCUCCUUCGCGUCAUCCCAAGGUAUGCACUUGUUUCGUCAAGUUGAGCAAAGGGGAACAGAUUUUCGUGUGGUCAACCCUCACGCAAAUUUACGUCAAGCUCUCUUGCGAACGCGAAUGAUGCCCCGACCUGAGCGCUCAUCAAUGAUCUUGAGUCACUGAUUAGAUCACGAUCGUGUUUCGGAAUGAAAAGCUGAAUGCAUAUGAGGUGGAUAAUGCAAAUAAUGGCUAGUGGUAUAAUUACAAAAUGUGGCGCAAGGGCAGGGUAUAAUUACAAAGCUCCGCAAAGUUUUCUUCGAGCGCCACCUUGGUAAGGUACUUACAGCUAGUACUGCUACUAGGAUGCCAUCCUAGUAGCAGUACGUAGUAGCUGUAAAAAGUACCUUACCAAGGCUCACUCAAAAAUCUGGUCGUGGUGCUUAACAAGACCAGGGUUUCCUGGAACAACCGGCGAAGAUCAGAAAUUUCCUUGGCCACGAAAGCAUCUUUAGGGAAGAAGUGCCCUUGCGGUUCACUUUACAAGAACGGUGCUGCUUCUACGCAAGUAGCGGAGGAGGUCGCGAAAAAUUUGUAUAGAUUCCUAUUCUUGGAACUGCUCACUGAAGAAAGAAAAUGGAAGAGGAAGGUUUUUACUGUUGACAGUUAGCGUUAGGAAACUUCCGCUUGAUUGUGGACCGAUGCAAAUCGAUCACAUUCAGUUCGGAUCGCUAAAUAAUUUUUGCGGUCGUGGCAGAAGAGAGUAGCUACACUAUAAAUAAUCCGAGAUCUCUGCUAAUUCGACUCCGAACACGAUCAACAAUAUACCACUGGGCAGUUCGAAGACAAGCACACAAGCGAGGCCUUCUUCGCAGGGAGGCUCACAACACCAGGGAGCGAGCUUGGUCCCGCGUGUCCUCGUGGAAAAGCUGCAACUGCUAUUCGGGCGAGCUGCUGAAUGGGUGCGCGACAUGGCGCGCCCCAGUGCCUGGUCAGGGCCUGACUACGGCGCGGGGGAUCGCAGACACAGCGCGGGGCCCUGCCGAGUAAGUUAGCCCCCCGCGGCGCCAAUAGGGCAGGCGGGGCAAAACAAGGGGCGGGCGAAGGCGGGCGCCGCCAGGCCGGCAAGCCCCGAGCAGGGAGGUAGACGCCCGAAAAGCCCGCGGAGCGCGGCAAGGAGGGCCAACAGCGUGUGGAAAAAGCUGUGUGGAAAAAGCUGUUGGAAUACAAAAAACACAGCAAGAACAUCGAGCUGGCGGUGGUGGAGACGCAGAAGGAGGAGCAGAAGAAAUUUGACCAGUACCUGCUGGAACACAAAACGGUCUUCGACAGCGAGAAAGAAAAGCUGAAAAAACACCACUACGACGAAAAGCUGAACUUGAAAAACAAGCACGCGGAAUCGCUGCGCGACCACGCAUCGGAAAUCGCGCAGGACUUUCAGGAAAAGCACGUGAUGCUCUCCGAAGAGUUUCAACGGGGCAUGCACGAGAAUAUGCAAUGAUGAAAUGAAUCAGAUUUAUAGUUUCGCGCCGUCGCCGUCGGAUUCAUUUUUUUUUUUUGUCAUUCUGAAUAAAAUCGUGGAAUUUGAAAAAGCUUUGAGAGAAGAUGAUCUCGUGCUUGGCGUUUUUUGCAUCCCGACACCGACGCGUUCUCAAAACUAGAUUCAUUUCACCUGCAUAUGGCUGCGUGGUGAAUUUGAGGAGAAGCUGGCAGCGCAAUUUGAGGACUUCGAACAAAAGAAAAAGGACGAGGUACUAACAAGCGUACAGAUGCAGUUUGGAACUUGGCCUUCUUGGAAUUGAAAUGGUCUUGCUGCUGUAAAAACAGAAAGGCUUUGAUUUAGUCCUUUUGUGUCUGAGAAACAUGCACUCAAUCAAGCAAGAAAAAGGAAAUCGAUCCAUUCACAUUCUAGGAUUAAACAAGCACUGAAUGACCAUUCUCACGAUCCUCAGCUCCAUUUUCUCAACAUCACACAUCAAACAGUCCUCCCGUCACGAUCGCGAGCUGGUUGCGAAAAACCACGAGAUUUCGCAGCUGAAACUCAAACACGAGGACGAGCGGAAGCAUUUGCAGAAAAACCAGAAGAAGCUAGAAGCGGAGAUUGCGAGUUUGCAACGGCAACUGUCGGAGAAGGACGGUUUCCUGCAGGAGUCCGAAAAGAUCCUCACUUUGGUGAAGGACGCGGUGGGAGGAGCAGGUCGGGAUAUGAUUACCGCACAUAGAAAUACUUCGAGCGGUGCUCCUGUGGUCGCGAAUUUUUAUUCUGAACGUGAAGGAGCUAGCGCAACUCAUGCGAGCAGUACAACCACACCGUUGGCACCUGCUUCUUCAUCUUCCACACCUCUGACGACCAACCACGACCGAUCCGCCGGAGCCACGGGUGCGGGGCAAAACAGCAGUCAUGCUUCGGCCGCGUUGACGUACUGCCAGAACGCAUUGCACGAGAUGCUGUUUACCAUCGACCCCAGGUAUCUCGGCCGGAGCGCACCAGCAGAAAAUGAAAAUGCUACCAAUGAACUGGGUAACGGUAACGGAGCUCCAGUGAAUCGCGACGCUUCAUCAACUUUAUCUGACCAGCAGCAGCAAAAGAGAAAUUUAACGCCGCAGGGAGCUGCAGUUCUGCCGGCGCCUAAGGGAGGAGGUGCUAGCAGUUUACUCCACGAGGAGUCCUCUCACUACCGCUUGGACAGGCAGGAAGAUGUCGAAAACGAAGAUUUUCGUACCAUGUCGCCGCGCUGGAUGCCGAAGAAGGGCCAGGUUGUGGUUGGACGCCACGUGUUGAAUCGAGUGAAAAACAACGUAGUUGAUGUUCCCAACAAAAAAACUCGUGCUUGUUCCGGAACAAGUAGUAACAGCAGUAGUGCGAAAGAAUAUUCGCAAAGCGACGUUGCUCUCGCGGAUGACACCACGCCGGUAGAAGAAGCUGCUGCGGAGGAGCACCAGCACUAGGCGGAGCCGAGAAGUUGUGCUUCCGGUUUCGGUCCCGCUGCAGCACCGUCGUGGUACUAGAAGCACAAGAAGAACGAACAACUACACUGUCGUGUGUAGCAGGCUGCAAAGUUGUGCUGGCACUGAAUCAAGUACUACAACUCUAAGCAUACUACCUCGUAGUGUUCGUUCUGUCGAAAGUAAUUCACUCUUCUUCAAAACAAAAAACUCAUCUAAUUUAGGUUUCAGUUUCAAAAUUAUUUUUAUCAUGCCUACAACCUAGUUGCUGCUUGUGAAUAGUCUUAGUCUCCAUAACAUUACGCACACUAUCACUCUUCUUGUGUUUCAUCUCUACCAAUUUCCGUCUUCCAGACCAGUCAUUGAAUGUUGUCUUGCCCUGGAGUUGCCGGACACUGUACAAAAAACAAAGAACGCAGUAGUAGAAGCCGUUUUCGCUAUUGAU
This is a messenger RNA of Amoebophrya sp. A120, 6425 nucleotides long. The record is from the annotation of a GenBank genome assembly. Lineage: Eukaryota; Dinophyceae; Syndiniales; Amoebophryaceae.